This is a messenger RNA of Closterium sp. Naga37s-1, 870 nucleotides long. The record is from the annotation of a GenBank genome assembly. NCBI's taxonomy places the organism in Eukaryota, Viridiplantae, Streptophyta, Zygnematophyceae, Desmidiales, Closteriaceae.
AUGCAGCUGCUCCAACGCCGUCGCAACAUGAGAGAGACACUCACCAACGCCAACCAUGCGCCGCUCCCACCGGAGAACAUCAAGAACAAAGCGCAUCAGGCGGAAGAGGGGGAGACUGCGCACGAGGCGGAGGGAAUUGAGCGGGAGGAGCCGGAACAGCAGGAACGGGGGGAUGCUGCCGCUGAGGAGGGUCCGAACGGGGGAGAGCAGGAGAGGGUGACAGCGCCUGAGGAGGAGGCGCGAGGAGUGCCUCAGCAGACGACGCGGGAGGAGGCGGCGGUGGGAGAAGAGACGCGGUGGGGGGCGGAGGCAAUGGCGGGGCUGACGACAACGGAGGCGACGGUUGGAGGGGGAGCGGGUGCACUCCUGCUCCGCACGACAGCUGCUGGGACGAUUGAGUCGACUGGGCCGGGGAGGGGAGAGGGGGCGCAACGGAGUCGUGGGAACGCUGGGACUGCUGAAGAAGGGGGCCAACUACCUCCCGCUGCACGGCAGAAGAUGGUCGGGGCGGUCGUCGACGGCGAAAGGAGCCGCCGCGGGCCCGAAGGUGGGGAUGAAUCCGCCCGCGAGGUGAACGAUAGAUCGGCUCCCGGUGACGAGAAGGGGAAUCGGCCUCCUCGUGCGCGACCAGGGCAGCAGCGGCUCGGAGCAGGGCUGGCGCCAGGCCGGCCUGAGCCUUUGACGGGCUGGGAACAACAGGAGAGACACUCGACCGCCUCCCAUGGGGAGCGGGGCGUUGCUUGCCCGCCAUCGAACGAGAGUGUGCAGGCACAAGAGGGCACAGGAGGGGAACAUCAGCCGAUGGAUCAUAACUACAACGAAGGAGAAGAGGAAGGGAUCACGUCGGCGACGGGAAACCACGACGCCUAG